AGAAGGCACCGCACUGGGCUGUCUUCCCAACUGAAGGCGGCGCGUUCCAAUAGUUGCCGGCGUCUCCUCUUCUCUUGCUGGUUUCCUGGUCUGUCAGCCGUCCUCAGCAAGCUCCUGGGGGCGAAAGGGUCCGAGAGCUUUGCUCUCUGGCAGAUUUUCUUCCGUAAGAGGUGGCUCUAGAAUCCCCCAGAAACGAGUGUGGUCUUUUAUUGCAAGGCAUGAUGACUGCAAAAGUGGUUCCCAUAUCCCCAAAGCCAAAGCAGUCCUUUAUACUGAGAGUUCCUCCAGACUCCAAGCUGGGCCAAGACCUCCUUCAAGAUGCCACUAGUGGGCCCAAGACCAUCCACCAGCUGGUGCUGGAGCACUUCCUUACCUUCUUGCCCAAGCCAAGCCUGGUCCAGCCCAGUGAGAAAGUCAAGGAGACCUUGGUUAUUAUGAAGGAUGUGAGUUCAAGCCUUCAGAACAGAGUGCAACCUCGUCCCUUAGUGAAGCUUCUGCCCAGAGAAGGAGUCCAGCAGAAACAGGAGACAGUGUCUCUGUGUUUUAAAGCUGACUCUGAGGAGCUGGUGGUCUUUGAGGAUUUGAAUGUAUUUCACUCCCAAGAGGAAUGUGUGAGCAUGGAUCCUGCUCAACAGCCCACAUCAGAGAAGGACAGUGUUGGAGAGAUGAUGUUACUAACCAAUGACAUUCCUACAAGUGAAGAUCUUCAGAAGGGAAAUUGCCGAGAAAAGUCUUUGGAUGGCGAUGGAGUGGAUUGUUCCUUGGUCUCUGAGCAACCUCCAGGUAGCCAAGAAGAAAGACUAAAUACAUCCAUUCCACAGCAAAGGAAAAUGAGAAAUCUUUUAGUUACCAUUGAAAAUGACACUCCACUAGAGGAGCUCUCGAAAUUUGUGGACAUCAAUGUUAUUGCACUUACUCGAAGUCGGAGAACAAGGAGAUGGUACACUUGUCCACUGUGUGGGAAGCAGUUUAAUGAAAGCUCUUACCUUAUUUCCCACCAGAGGACUCACACUGGAGAGAAACCCUAUGACUGUAGCCACUGUGGGAAAAGCUUCAAUCAUAAAACAAACCUCAAUAAACAUGAGCGAAUCCACACAGGAGAGAAGCCUUAUUCCUGUUCUCAGUGUGGGAAAAACUUUCGCCAGAAUUCUCAUCGGAGUCGCCAUGAAGGAAUCCAUGUAAGGGAGAAGGUAUUUAAGUGUCCAGAAUGUGGGAAAACCUUCCCAAAAAACGAAGAAUUUGUGCUUCACCUGCAGAGUCAUGAGACUGAGAGGCCAUACGGUUGCAAAAAAUGUGGGAGAAGAUUUGGUCGGCUGUCAAACUGUACCCGGCAUGAGAGGACCCACUCUGCAUGUAAGAUCCGAAAGCAGAAAUGAGAUUGGGAAUCAUCCUUCCUCAGCCUGAGAAGUUUCACAAGGCUGCCUAAAAACACACAGAUAUGUGAAAACCUCAUUAUAGCCAAAUUUGGAUAAAUACCCAUGUUGGCUAAACCUCAGUUGUUAGAAAAUUCACAGAGAGGGAAAUAUCUUCAAGGGCUAUACCUCAGUUAGCAUUCAGACUUCCUGGACUAAGGAGCUUUCUUUGUGAAGUUGUACAACAAUAUGUAGGUCACAGAUCCCUUUCCCAAGAAUUUAAAUGUGAAAGAGUCUGGGGCUGCUUACAUGCAAGGUGAGCUGGACAGUCACAUCUAUUGAAAUAGAUCUCUUUUCCCUUGCAUGGGAAUUCACACUUGAGAAAAGAGAACACAAAAGUCUAUCUGGAAUUGAUGUCCCAGAAAGAACCAAACUACUGGUUUGUUAAGUCAACAGCUUCUAAUAACAGUUCCUAUAACGCUUGCAUAACA
Marmota flaviventris (yellow-bellied marmot) is the source of this 1843-nucleotide messenger RNA. RefSeq names its product zinc finger protein 200 (gene Znf200). Gene Ontology annotation, cellular component: nucleus. Gene Ontology annotation, molecular function: RNA polymerase II cis-regulatory region sequence-specific DNA binding; DNA-binding transcription factor activity, RNA polymerase II-specific. The record is from RefSeq and is a predicted model, not a curated record. NCBI's taxonomy places the organism in Eukaryota, Metazoa, Chordata, Mammalia, Rodentia, Sciuridae. Gene Ontology annotation, biological process: regulation of transcription by RNA polymerase II.